AUGGCUGAAACAGGACUCCCCUCCGGCUGGGAGGUACGACAUUCAAACUCCAAGAACCUUCCAUACUACUUCAACUCGAUCUCGAAGGAAUCACGAUGGGAACCCCCGGCCAACACCGACACGGAGAAGCUGAAGGUGUACAUGGCAACCAACCACAGCGGACCGGCGGCAGCAGAUCGCUUCGGGGCCGGGGGACAGACCGAGGGCAAGAUCCGGGCGAGCCACCUGCUCAUCAAGCACCGGGACAGCAGACGGCCGAGCAGCUGGCGAGAGUCUGAUAUCACACGGUCGAAGAGCGAGGCAAUUGAGAUACUGCGUGGUCACCAGAAGCGUAUCCAGUCCGGCCAAGUUUCACUCGGCAAUAUCGCGAUGUCAGAGUCGGAUUGCAGCAGUGCUAGGAAGGGAGGCGAUCUGGGCUUCUUUGGCCGGAACGAGAUGCAGGCGGAGUUUGAGCAGGCCGCUUUCGCAUUGAAGGUCGGCGAGGUAAGUGAUAUAGUGGAAACGGCCUCGGGGGUUCAUUUGAUCGAACGCGUUCAAUAA
Molecule: messenger RNA, 540 nt
Organism: Arthroderma uncinatum
Lineage: Eukaryota; Fungi; Ascomycota; Eurotiomycetes; Onygenales; Arthrodermataceae
Product: peptidyl-prolyl cis-trans isomerase
Exons: 4
Coding region: 1-540 (179 amino acids)
Cellular component (GO): nucleus; cytosol
Molecular function (GO): peptidyl-prolyl cis-trans isomerase activity; protein binding
Source: RefSeq, a predicted model, not a curated record